AGCCUCACCUCUCUGGAUGUGGGAGCGCUGCCGUCGGUGUGGGGCACUUCGGAGGCUGUGCGUGCCAUGCUGGAACUGGCGCACUUUAGGGGUCUGGUGAAGUCCAACUCGGAGUUUCAGGUUUUGGAGGAUAUUUCUUCCAAUCUGAUGCAGACGCAGAUAGCCUAUGCAUGCGGCGCGCACACACCAGAUUAUCGAUCGGCCACAGGCCGCAAACACGACUCGCAGUCAUAG
Molecule: messenger RNA, 234 nt
Organism: Dibothriocephalus latus
Lineage: Eukaryota; Metazoa; Platyhelminthes; Cestoda; Diphyllobothriidea; Diphyllobothriidae
Source: the annotation of a GenBank genome assembly